This is a messenger RNA of Eupeodes corollae, 2924 nucleotides long. It is a transcript of the gene Psi, whose product is annotated as far upstream element-binding protein 1. Gene Ontology annotation, molecular function: mRNA binding. The coding region runs from base 151 to 2484 and encodes 777 amino acids. Gene Ontology annotation, cellular component: nucleus; cytoplasm. The transcript has 9 exons. NCBI's taxonomy places the organism in Eukaryota, Metazoa, Arthropoda, Insecta, Diptera, Syrphidae. The record is from RefSeq and is a predicted model, not a curated record. Gene Ontology annotation, biological process: regulation of DNA-templated transcription.
UUCACACAGAGCAGAGUACAGCAAAGCAAAUCAAUUUCGAUUUUUUCUCCAUCUUUACCGCGUCGCCAUUUGUAAUUCAUCGCGUGUGCUUUUCUCAAUCGAAGAAAUUUGCAAAAUUUUCUUAAUUUUUUUCGUUUUAUUUUAAAUAAAAUGAGUGAUUAUUCAACUGUAGCCCCGCCACAAUCAAAUAUAAAUCAAUCCCAGGCAUUUGCUGCCGCCCUUCAACGUGCAAAACAGAUCGCUGCAAAAAUCCAACCUACUGGCCAGCAGCAACAAACCCAGCCACAGCAACUGCAAGGCGGCGGCGGCUAUAAGCGCUCCUUGAACGACGACGACUCCGCUGGACCGGAUGCAAAGAAAUUCUCCAGCCCAGACUCGUACAACUCACAACAGGGCGGAAACAUGUCUCAGGCACUGGCACAAGCCGCAGCCGUUGCGGCUCGUCUCGCCGCCACCGCUGGCAACACGACCGAGGAGCAGCUGAGGAUCCCCGAGGCGCUCGUCAGUCAUUUAGUCAUUGGCCGCAACAGUAGUGACAACAUUUCACAUAUUCAAGCCGAAUCCGGUUGCAAGAUCCAACUCUCGCAGGAAUCAGAACGUACCGUGACAGUGCGUGGAAGUCGUGAAACCGUUACCAAGGGGCGUGAAAUGAUUCAGCAAAUGGCCACACAGCAUGGUGCUGGCACAGUAGAAAUUGUUCUUUCUAUUACAAUGCCACCACCCGGCCCAACCGGCUAUCCUCCAUACCAAGAAAUUAUGGUACCAGGAGCAAAGGUUGGUUUGGUCAUCGGAAAAGGAGGUGAGACCAUUAAAAUGUUGCAAGAAAAAACAGGAGCAAAAAUGGUCAUCAUACAAGAUGGUCCUAAUCAAGAAGUUAUUAAACCCCUACGGAUCUCUGGUGAUUUUCAAAAGAUUGAGCAUGCAAAAAUGUUAGUUUUCGAACUAAUCCAAGACAAAGACAGUGUUCGACCAGGUGGAGGUGGAUUUAAUAACUCGAAUGGCUCUGGAGGUGAAUCAGCGGAAGUCUUUGUACCAAAAGUAGCUGUAGGUGUUGUUAUUGGCAAGGGUGGAGAUAUGAUCAAGAAAAUCCAAGGCGAAACAGGAUGCAAGCUGCAAUUCAUUCAGGGCAAGAAUGAUGAACCUGGCGAUCGUCGUUGUAUAAUUCAAGGAAGUCGUCAACAAGUCGAAGAUGCUAAGCGCAUGAUCGAAGGACUGAUAGAAAGUGUGAUGCAGAGAAGUCAACAGAACAAUAACCGUAACAAUAAUGCCGGCGGAGGGGGAGGCGGCGGCGGACAGCAAGCCGAUAACACAAACUCCAACUAUGGAUACGGCUAUGGUGUGAAUCACACACAACAAGCUGCCCGAGAAGAAGUUACAUUCUCUGUUCCUGCUUCCAAAUGUGGUAUUGUAAUUGGUCGUGGAGGUGAAACAAUCAAGUUGAUUAACCAACAGACUGGCGCCUACUGUGAAAUGGAUCGCAGUGCCGUGAAUCCACCCUCAGAGAAAAUGUUCAAGGCAAAGGGUACACCCGAACAGAUUGAACACGCCCGACAAAUGAUUUCCGAGAAAAUAAACAUUGAUUUGGUUGUCCUGUCCCGCAAGCCCAUUGGCAACGCGCCCAAUCAUCAAAACAAUUACAACAACAACGGUGGCAUGCAGAGCGAUCCAAAUGCAGCUGCCUACCAGCAACAAUGGGCGGGCUAUGCCCAACAAGGUGGCUGGGAUCAAUCGCAACAACAACAGCAGCAACAAAUGGGAGCUAUGCCACAAGCUAGUGCGGCAGGACAGGCUGAUUAUUCAUCGCAAUGGAUCGAGUAUUAUAAGUCAAUGGGAAUGCACAGAGAAGCGGAAAUGAUUGAACAACAAUUGAAGGCGAAACAAGUCAUGGCAGGAGCCGCCAACCCCGCAAUGCCUGCAGCGACGCCUCAAAUGACUCCUCAACCUCAAGUCCAGCCCCAGCAACAACAGCAAGUGCAGCAGCAACAGCAACAACAGCAUGCACAGCAACAGCAGCAACAACAACAGCAAGCUGGCCAAGCACAGGCGCCCGACUACAGCGCUCAGUGGGCUGAGUAUUACCGAAGUAUAGGAAAAAUGGAAGAAGCCGAAGCCAUUGAAAAACAGAUGAAGAGUGGCGCAUCAAAUGGACAAGCCACUGCCAGUGCAAGUGUAAGCGCUCCCACACAACCUGCUGCAGCGGCUGCAGCACCACAGCAACCUGCGGCUGGAGGCUACCCACAAGGUAUGACUCCUAGCCAAUAUGCACAGUAUUCUCAAUAUUAUGCUGCAGCUGCUGCAGCCGGUCAACCAGGCGGUUACCCCCAGCAAGCAUAUCCAGGUUAUGGUUAUCCCGCUGGGCCACAACCGGGUAUGCCUGGUGGUCCCCAAGCUGCUGGCGCAGGCGGUCCCCCCAACCCCCAGCAGCAACAACAACAGCAGCCGCAACAGCAUAAGCCCAGCAGCAAGCCAAACGAUAAGAAAUAAAAACACCAACCUCGCCCGCCGCUGCCGAGACACAGCCAUGCUACAGCCGUGCUUGAUCCAUACUCUCUCUUGCUCUCGAUCGAUUGCUCGCUCGCUCUCUCUCUCUUCUCUUUCUCAACAACUACAACAACAACAACAACAAACUGCACACCACAUACUUCUAAAUUGCCACCAAUAAGAAAGAAGGAAGACAUCAAUAAAAUUCAGCACUGCAAUUUACUACCAGACCAGAUACAGAACAGAACUGAACUCGAAAAUGAUAUGUAAGUGAUGUGAAUUGAAAGAAAAAUGUUUUGAUUUUACAUUAAAAUAAUGCAUUUUCUAUAUAACAUAAAAUAAUAUAAUUUAAAUUGUUAAACAAUAAUAAUAAUUCUUAUAAAAUGAAUACCAAUUUCAAAAAUAAAUUUUGUUUCCUUAAAAUAAUAAAGUAUCUUAAACAA